UAAUUUUUCGAGCUCAUUACAGAGGGAGCAAAUUCUGAGGGAUGCCCUUGGUUAAACAUGGACUCGCCUCCAACCUAGAACGGUAGAAACGUCUAUUACAGAAUGGCCCGGCGGUCGAUGGGUUUACUUGGCCCACAGUAUUGAUCUCGCCCAACACUUGUUCAGAAUCAAUCUCGAAUUCCACUGGUAUAUCCGCCACCUAGCGGCAGCAAGAUGAACUACUGGAGAGACGCGGAGCAUGCGCGCUUGGGGACACAGUUUUCUCGCAACGUGUGAUCUAUUUAUUUCAAACACAUGUUGUAGUGAAAUGAUAAUUGCUCGUACCUCUGCCAAACAAUGGCCUUUCUGACGGAUUUUUGGGCGAUAUUUUUCAUCGCCUUUCACAUUUCUGGAGCGUCCAAAACGGGGGAACGGUUCCAAAAUGUCACGGAUACAAUCAAGGGGCUCCUAGAAGGUUAUGACGUUCGUCUUCGACCAAGUUUCGGAGAAUCACCUCUCAUCAUAGGAAUAGCAGUAAUAAUAGCCAGUUUUGACAGUAUUUCAGAAGUCAACAUGGAUUACACCAUUACCAUGUACUUAAACCAAUACUGGCGUGAUGACCGUCUCCAGUUCUCGGGCGGCAACGAGAGUAUGACGCUCACGGGAGAAUUUGCCGAGAGGAUAUGGGUACCUGACACGUUUCUGGCCAAUGACAAAAACUCAUAUCUUCAUGAUGUCACAGAAAAAAAUAAAAUGAUUCGUCUCUAUGCCAACGGAUCAAUCGUUUAUGGAAUGAGGUUCACGACAACCCUGGCAUGUAUGAUGGAUUUACAUAAUUAUCCCCUCGACCAGCAAAAGUGUUCAGUUGAGAUUGAAAGUUACGGCUAUGCAGAGGCUGAUGUAGAUCUCAGAUGGCUGAACGAGAGGGAUGCUGUCUCAGGUGUUGAUAACGUUGAUCUUCCUCAGUUCUCCAUCGUGGAUUAUUCCACAGUGGUGUGGGUCGAGAGACUGCUGACUGGUAACUACACUCGACUUUCCUUGCACUUCAAUCUCCAGCGAAACAUCGGAUACUUCAUCUUCCAGACAUAUCUUCCAUCCAUCCUGAUCGUCAUGUUGUCCUGGGUGUCCUUCUGGAUAAACCACGAGGCGACAUCGGCCAGAGUAGCCUUAGGUAUCACAACUGUACUCACCAUGACAACCAUAAAUAACGGUGUGAGAUCCUCCCUUCCACGUAUCUCGUAUGUCAAGGCUAUUGACAUCUACCUGGUGAUGUGUUUCGUGUUUGUGUUCGCGGCCCUACUGGAGUACGCCGCCGUCAACUACACGUACUGGGGGGCCCGCGCCAAGAGGAAAGCCAAGCGGCUGAGGGAACGCUCCUUCAGACAGAAGACGGACGGGGAAGUCAUGAACAACACUUAUGACGCUAUGGAACUGAAGGAGAUCCGGAUGUCCCCAGUCAUGGGAAUCAGAAACAACCAAACCUUCACCGCAGACGUCGAGGCGGAGGGAGCAGAACCUCCAAAUCUUCGCAUGGCACCUUCAAUUCCCAGAACGUAUGUUUCCCAUGGUUACCUGCCUAGCAACCUUGUGCGCAGAAGAAAUAGUAACUCCCAGCCAAAGAAGAGACGCCUCUUUUCAAAUUUCAAGCAAAAGGCAAAGUCCAUCAAAGUGAAAAUCCCCAGAGUACAAGACGUGAACACGAUUGACAAAUACUCCAGGCUUAUGUUCCCGUUGCUGUUCUUAGCUUUCAACGGCACCUACUGGGUAGUUUACCUCUUUGUAUGACAAUUUACAUGAUUCUGAUGAUGGUCAGUGUCUGAAGGCGAGUUGUUCAUGGUGAUUGUUCGUGAUACUUUCGCACUGAAAGUACCAAUGAAAGCUUAGGAAUGACUUAUGUUUGAAGGGUUAUGAUUGUCUUGUGGACCAUUUAGCACCAACACUCGAAGGGAACUUCAACUAGCGUACACUGUUUGCUGACGUUCACCUCGAUGUUUGAGAAAUGGUGAUGGAAUAAUGUCAGCCAUUGUAGUCAAUGAAAGCAACGAAGAACCGACACAAAGGAAGAAUCGUCUAUUGGCUGUAAUGGACUGUCAACAAACAUGAGCCUGCCCAUACACCAGGAAAGUCGAGCCGUACAAAGGAGCAAAGAUGCCGAUCUUAAUCCAAACAUCGGCAACCAGUGCAAACUCGUGAAUAGCUAUCGGUUGCAUGUGCAUCUUGUUGAAUUUAUUAGCAAGAACGACUCAUGAUGGGAGGUCUGUAUCAUAAUAGUUUCAAAGACGUUUCCGAUUACAUGUCAGCGAUUUUUAUCAAAUUUUGUGACUAUAAGAUCAUUAAACAUUGUAAAGGUGUUACAAUUUCUCUGAUCAGCAAAACAUUUUGUACAUAAUUGCACCAUUGAAUUACACAUCGCCAUCUUAACACAACAGGAAAGGGAUUUAAUUUAACUUUUUGUUCGUCCUAUUCGGUAGUUCUGCUAACUCAGAACAUUUCUGCUUAUUAACUUUGUUUAACCUCAAAAAAAUAUUGUUUAUUUUGGGUGCAGUAAAUUGUUGAACAACCAUACUCACAUCAUUCACAUUUAUAAAGGAGCGGUGGGGUGGCUUGGUGGAUAGAGCGUUCGCUCGUCACGCCGAAGUCCCGGGUUCGAUUCCCCACAUGGGUACAAUGUGUGAAGCCCAUUUCUGCUGUCCCCGCCGUGAUAUUGCUGGAAUAUUGCUAAAAGCGGUGUAAAACCAUACUCACUCAAUAAUGUCCCCUUUAUGUUUAAUGAUGACAGUCUGUGGUGUUAAUAUACUUUCUUUAAUGUAUGUCAUUGUUACUCAUCAAUGUACAUACCUCAUAGUCAUGGUGUAUCGUACCUUUUAUUUCUGUCAACAACGAUGAAGCUGUUACCACGAAAUUUCAAUAUAUAUACACGUGAAAUUGGAACAUCACAACGUCUGUGAGACUAGGAAUUAGUUGUUCAUAUAGUAGAGAUUUCAUGUAAAUACCAGUGUUAGUCCGGUAGGACUUAGAACUAUACUGGAUUUUACUUCACUUAGAAGAAGUCACUUUCCAUUAUGCAACAUUCUAAAUAUGUACAUUUAAUAAUAAGCACGUGUGCACGAGGUAUAUUAUUCUUCAGCUUACUGAUUGACAGGUGUACAUAUACCACGCUGCUCAUUGCACAUGUAUAUUGACAUAUGCUCAUUGCUGUACAUUUCGGUAGGGACUCACUGUCUGUGUAAACGCAAAACUCCAGUUUAUCGGUUAUAUCACAUUUCAUAUAUUACCUUUGAUUUUUAAGACUGUUUCAGAAUGCAUAUAAGUCCUAGGCUUGGUUUGCUUGAGAAUAUCAACAGAAAAGGUGUAAAAUGCUAAGAAUUCAAAAUGCAUGUAAUAUUUUAAAACCGUCUUGCUGUAUUAUAGUGCAUGACUGUGUCUUUGCAGUACAAGAAGAAUAAGAUAGGACUUAUUGUAGGCAUUUAAUUGUAUUCAAAUUCGAAAGAUCGAAUAAAUAUU
Molecule: messenger RNA, 3483 nt
Organism: Haliotis rufescens (red abalone)
Lineage: Eukaryota; Metazoa; Mollusca; Gastropoda; Lepetellida; Haliotidae
Product: gamma-aminobutyric acid receptor subunit beta-like
Exons: 9
Coding region: 337-1764 (475 amino acids)
Biological process (GO): chemical synaptic transmission; nervous system process; regulation of membrane potential
Cellular component (GO): synapse; GABA-A receptor complex; neuron projection
Molecular function (GO): neurotransmitter receptor activity; extracellular ligand-gated monoatomic ion channel activity; GABA-A receptor activity
Source: RefSeq, a predicted model, not a curated record